AUGGACACGAUCUCCUCCCUCGCGCGCGAGCUCAAGACGCCGCCCGCGCUGCCGUCGUUCGACGUGAACGAGAGCGUCGCGAGCGCGGUGUUGUCGCGCGUCGCGCACGUUCAAACCCGCGUCUCGCUGUCUCGGGUGAAUAAAACGUGGCACAGGGCGUCGAAGCAAGCGCCGUCGCUGCCGUCGUCGCUCGACUUCAGUGCGUGCCCGGAAGCGGAAUACAGUACUUCGUCAACAUCAGCGAAGCAUGUCAACGCAUAUUCUCUCGCGUACCUACUGCGCGUCGAAGGCUUCCUGGACCUCCCGGAAGGGCGCCUCCGAGACCUCGUGAGAAGCACACUUCGGGGCGUUCCUAUUUUCACCUCUGACCGUGACGGUAACGUCAAGUUGGUAGACGCGAUGGUGGACAAGAUGGUAGACGCGCUGGUAGAUCUCAUGAAGAUCGCGAAAGACGGAGGCGCCGUCCCUGUUGACUCCGUGCACCUCGACGAACGCGUCCGGAAAGUGGGUCUCUCAGACCUCGAAACGCGGCUCUUUCUCGAGGGGUUCUUCAGUUGCACGUACGACUCGGACAGUUGCACGUACGACUCGGACGAGUGA
Micromonas pusilla CCMP1545 is the source of this 600-nucleotide messenger RNA. RefSeq lists its product as uncharacterized. The coding region runs from base 1 to 600 and encodes 199 amino acids. NCBI's taxonomy places the organism in Eukaryota, Viridiplantae, Chlorophyta, Mamiellophyceae, Mamiellales, Mamiellaceae. The record is from RefSeq and is a predicted model, not a curated record. The transcript has a single exon.